GUCCAGCCGGCAGCACCUCACCCUCUGCCUCUCGCUCCAGCUUCCAGUGAGUGUUCAAUAACCGAGCUGGAGAACGGACUGAACCGGCCUUACAGGAUGGGUUGCGGGGGACCCAGUGCCGGGGAGACUCUGCGCGCAUGGUUGUUGUCUGCCCUGGUCGUGCACGGCGCAGUCGCAGGCAACCCCGACGCCAAGCGGCUCUACGACGACCUCCUCUCCAACUACAACAAGCUGGUCCGUCCGGUCGUCAACACCACUGAUGUGCUCAGGGUCUGCAUCAAGCUCAAACUGUCGCAGCUCAUAGACGUGAACCUGAAGAACCAAAUAAUGACAACGAAUCUUUGGGUGGAACAGUCGUGGUACGACUACAAGCUGCGGUGGGAGCCCAAGGAGUACGGCGGUGUUCAGAUGCUUCAUGUGCCUUCAGACCACAUCUGGCGACCCGACAUCGUCCUUUACAACAACGCUGAUGGAAACUUCGAGGUGACUCUAGCCACCAAAGCAACCAUCUACCACCAGGGGCUCGUCGAGUGGAAGCCACCUGCCAUUUACAAAUCUUCUUGCGAGAUAGAUGUUGAGUAUUUCCCAUUUGAUGAACAGACUUGUGUCCUCAAAUUUGGUAGCUGGACUUAUGACGGAUUCAAGGUAGACCUGCGCCACAUGGAUGAGAAACAAGGCUCUAACAUAGUGGAGGUUGGAGUGGACCUAUCGGAGUUCUAUAUGUCGGUAGAAUGGGAUAUACUCGAAGUUCCUGCUGUCAGAAAUGAGCGGUUCUACACGUGUUGUGACGAGCCAUACCUUGACAUCACUUUUAACAUCACCAUGAGACGCAAAACUCUCUUUUAUACAGUGAACAUCAUUAUUCCUUGUAUGGGCAUCUCGUUCCUCACAGUGCUUACGUUUUAUCUGCCCUCCGACAGUGGCGAGAAGGUAACAUUGUCCAUCUCCAUUCUUAUUAGUCUCCACGUGUUCUUCCUCCUAGUCGUGGAGAUCAUCCCACCCACGUCCCUGGUUGUACCUCUACUCGGCAAAUAUCUUAUUUUUGCCAUGAUCCUCGUCUCGAUAAGUAUAUGUGUGACAGUGGUGGUGCUCAACGUCCACUUCCGCUCGCCCCAGACCCAUCGGAUGGCCCCUUGGGUCAAGCGGGUCUUCAUCCACAUCUUACCUCGCCUAUUGGUCAUGCGCAGGCCUCAGUAUCAGUUUGAACCUAACAAGUUCAACACGGGUCAAGUACUGAUGGCACGCAAUCCGCGAAGCAAGGAAAUGUUCUACCCCUACCAUACGACUACGGUGGGAGUUAGUAGCCAGAGUGACGAUGAGCUGACCAGGGUGAAGCAGAGGGAGCGGGAGGCAGCGGACAUCGCACGGUCCCGCGCCACCUCCAAGGAGGACCUGUCUCCCAGCACCCUGAUAGAUGGUGGGCCAUUUGGUGGUAGCUGUCAGAUCCACGGGCCCGCCAGCCACGCCACCGUCGGGUCCUUGCUCAGCGGAGAGAGUGAGGAGGUGACGCUGUCUGCGCUCACAGACGACUGCAAGAGCCCCGUGAUUCUGCGCAAUCCUGCGUUCUCACACAGUGCAUGUCCUCCUGCCAUGCACAAGUCCUGCUUCUGUGUGCGCUUCAUUGCAGAGCACACUAAGAUGCAAGAAGACUCCACUAAGGUAAAGGAGGAUUGGAAGUAUGUUGCAAUGGUCCUGGACAGAUUGUUCCUCUGGAUCUUCACUCUGGCGGUGUUGGUGGGCACAGCAGGCAUCAUCCUGCAGGCUCCCACCCUCUAUGAUGACAGGAUACCGAUAGAUAAGAAGUUCUCCGAGUUUGCAGCUGCCACAGUAGUGCGCUGCCCCCCACCCCAGUAGCCACAACCAGUAUUCAUUGUCACUGAAUAUGGCUAUAUUUGAUGUGAAUGAACUCGAACAUACAUACUUAACCCACUGUAGACUAACCUGACACAAUCAAAUUUAACAUAAACUUACCCAAUAUUAUCCUAAAUGUCUUAAUGGAAAUCGAUUUUGUUUAAAUUUAACAGGACAUUGCAUUGUUCAAUCUAAUUUAGCGUCAAACAAUGACUUGAUUUUUAAGAGUCCAACAUCUAAUUGUUUUUAUCUGACUCUGUGGACUGAUCAUCUCUUGGUCUUUUAAAAGGAGCCUUCAAUUUAUUUUAACUAUCAAGACAGUUUUCUAUGAGAACAGAUAGAGUAAAUAUAUCCCGUCUAAUAACAUAAUAAAUAUGCUCUGAGAGAAGAAUGUCAUUCUUACAAUUCAACAAUAGUUGCACACAAUUGCCAUGCUCUUCACUGAAGUUCAUGGCAAUUGCAAUAUUACAGCCAUCAUCUGACCGAAUUUUUCAGGCAAUUUUAUUAGGGCUUGGUCACAUGUUUAUUUGAAGGGACCGUGUCAACGGAUGGUACGGUGGCGGGACAUGACUGGGUCUGGCUGAAUAUCUUUUCCGGGGCCCACCAAAGCUAAGUACAGCCCUGGCCAUUAUGAUUUCUCGUACAAUGUCAAAUAUAGCAAUACAAGAAUUUUCCCUGAAUAGCAUAACACCAAGGGUAUAACCUGCUUUUUAACAGAAUGUAACCGUUCAGAUUCAGUGGUAUGCAAUCACACAACUAAUAGUUUCCAUCAUCCUAAUAAAGGAACUGGAGGAAAACAAGAGACUAAGCUUUAAUUACUCGUAUGUAUAACAUAAAGUUCUCAAGGCAUGAUACUAAAUUGUUAUUGUUCUGGAAUAUUUGAAAUCAUAUGAAACUCUGCCUAACUUUUAUAAUAUAACAGUACGCUGUGAGGACAAUUUAUGAGAGUGAAGCGAGUCUUGGCAUCUCCUUGGCUCAGAGAUUAACCUUAGCUAAUCUCUGAAUCACAUCCAAAGAUUAGAACUGUUGCAAGAGUUAGAAACAUAGUUUGUGGUUCAACUCAUGUAGUAGAUGCUUUGAAGUGUAUAAAAGAAGGAGAAGGAUCAGACCAUUUGGAAAUUAUUAUGAAAGCAGCAUAUAUAGAAAAUCAUUGUCCCUGAAAGUCUCAAGAAAAAUGUUAUGUUAUGAAGCCUUACUCAUCACUCUUAGCUUGUACUUCAGUUCCUAUCCUGAAAAAACUAUUACCUAAAUUGAUGGUUCAAACCACUGUCAACUGUACACAACAGAACGCGAGUUCACUGUACUGCACUGUUUUUACUUGAACUCUUAGUGAAAUUAACUAUAUGAAAAUCUUUAAGCAGGCCUGAUCAUAAACUUUCCAAAUCUUACCUAAACAUGAUUAACUAUGACACUUUACUAUUAAUCUUGAAAUAGUUUCAUCAAGAAUUCAUCAUGAAAUUUGUUUAAAUGAUUGUAUAAUGUAAUUUAUUUAUUUCUAUAAAAUUUUGAUUGAAUUUAAUAUUUGUGAGAUCAAAUCUUGAUUAAUCCUCUGUGCUUAAAAAGCUGUUAAGUGUGGUUUCUGGUGUUCUGUUCUAUAGCUUGUACAAAAUUCAUUGUUAGCUUUGCAGCUCAAAGAGCCACGCUAUACCUGGCUUUCACCGUUUUUACUCCUGGCUUGGAUUCAAAUGUGCAGUUCCCACUUCAGUGCUCAUAAUUAAAUUGUGUAAUUAUCCUGAUAAAAUCUGAUAAGAAGUUUCAUGAUAAGUUUAUACAUAUAAAUGCUCUGUAUUGAUUAAUGUUUGAGUAUUUCUCUGAUUCGUUUCAUGUUACUUAAACGAUUUCUUGAGGGUGUUCUACUGAAAUAGCAUAGUAUCAGUUCACAACCUACAUUAACCUAGCAGUAACAAUAAAUAGCAUAUUUGGGACUGAUUGAUAGGUAUAGAGUAGGAAAAUGUGUGUUAAUGUAUUCAGGUUUAAGGUUUGAUGCAAUCCGCUAAGAAAACUAGGAAAUAUUUUCUGUAACAGAUAAAAAUUGCUCUUCUUAAAACAAUUCAACAACUAUCUCCAUGUAAAGCUGCUCUUUGUUCCAAUAACUUAAUUUUACUCUCAAAUUCCAUUUGAUACUGGUAAUAGUGACAUUUCUUAGAUUCAUUGCAACAAAUUAUUGAUAUUAGCUUCAAUACAAGCAUAGUACUUGGAGUUUCCAAAUCAUAGCACUUGCGCUUAUUUAGAGUUUAGCAAACUUCUCAUCAGCUUUAUUGGUCAUCAAAUUCUAAUACAUUGAUGUAGUCAAGUAUUUCUUAAUAUUGCUUCAUCAUAUAUAAAUAUUACUAACAAGCGUAUCUUUAAAAAAUUAUAGAUUUAUUGAAGGGUCGAAGAACCAAUUUCUUGAAAGGGUGUGAAUACAAAAUGCAAAGAGAAUGUUGUUGUGAGUUUCAAACAAUGUUAUUUGGGAAUUAUUUUAAUUUCUAAACUUCGCUCCUUAAUUACUAUACAGGUUUCAGCAUAUAUGUGACUGAUUAUAAAAUGUUGGACGUUGCAUGUGAUUUUUGUCACACGUCUAAAUUUGUGUCAUAAGCAAAUGGUGUCCACAGUGCAGGAACAUUUUCAAGUUGAGCCUAAUUUCAUUUUCUGGUGUUCUUUGAGCCAACGUCGCAAACUAGUAAGUUGUGGUCUUAGUCACUGUGUAAAGUACACAGUUUCUAAACUAUCCAAGCUUCUUUGUUAUUAGUGAACACGUAUAUGUUAAACAUGUUAUAAAAAAGAAUGAGUGAGUAUCUAAUAAGUGUACAAAGGGAAGAGGAUUAAGUGGAGAGGGGGACACCUAUUUCCCAAACAGUUUACACUCAAUUAAUAUGUAAAAUUAGCAAUUAUUUCUGUCAUGAUAAUGGUGUAUUAAGUUAGGUCCAGCUUUGGAACUCUGAUUAAAUAUUUUCAUUUAUAUCAAUUAAAAGCUUCAUAAAAUUAAUUUUGGAAAUGACAAGUUAUUUAUAAAUAUUUACUUAUUUCUUGUAAUUACGUAAGUAAGUAAGUACGUUAACCUGUAUUUUCAAUACCAGAAUAAUUCUUUUAAAAUAGCUAUUUUACGGAAUUCAAAAAGAAGUACCGUGGCUGAUGUGUUAUUUCAAGUUCCAAAACUAGUCAACUACUAUCCAUUAUUUUAAUUGUUUGAUUACAACAUUUCAAAUACACACUCUUUAUUACUGGUAAACAAUAUUGUUAUUAGAAUAUUAUAGUCCUUGUAAUGUCAUUUUUCGCUAUCUUUGAAAUUGUUUAUUCUAGAAACACUUAAUAAAUGAGAAUUUUUUGGGUAAAUGUCCACCUGUAUGUAUAUGAGUAUGUUAGUAAUUGACUUUUGCUAAAUAAUUUGCAUGUGGGUGUAACAAAUUACUAUAGUGUGUCCUACUAGACACAAUUCAUUUUUCUACAUUUAUUCCAGAAAAACUUGCUUUGUUACCUAAAAAUUAUAUAUA
Messenger RNA from Homalodisca vitripennis (glassy-winged sharpshooter), 5324 nucleotides. Its product is annotated as acetylcholine receptor subunit alpha-like. The transcript has 13 exons. Gene Ontology annotation, cellular component: synapse; postsynaptic membrane; neuron projection. Gene Ontology annotation, biological process: regulation of membrane potential; chemical synaptic transmission; signal transduction. Bases 97 to 1854 code for a protein of 585 amino acids. NCBI's taxonomy places the organism in Eukaryota, Metazoa, Arthropoda, Insecta, Hemiptera, Cicadellidae. Gene Ontology annotation, molecular function: acetylcholine-gated monoatomic cation-selective channel activity; transmembrane signaling receptor activity. The record is from RefSeq and is a predicted model, not a curated record.